UAAAACGACUUGUGGCAGCUUUUCCUGGGCCGAAAGAAAAAGCAGAGCGUUAUACAUAAAUUGCCACAAAACCCCGUUUUACCGAUCCCUCAUUCAAUACUGAAGCUUACGCGAAUCCUUUUUUUUUUUUUUUGUGGUUAUCGAAAACGAAGGAGCAAAGAGAAGCAAAAAGCGAAGAAAUUAAGCAAAUUUUUUUCAUUUUUUUUUUUUUUGAUAACAAUUUUUUUCAUUUUGAUUAACGAAGCCAAUCGAUAAUCGCUUGGAGAAUGACAGAGGAUAGUAGCAUUAGGGUUUCUUCCGGUGAAGCCUCUGUGGCGAACGAUGCUUCGCAAACAAGGCAGAGAAAGAAGAGAAAGUGGGAUCAACCGGCAGAGUCCUUGGUACCAGUUGGGAUGUCAGUCCCUGGAGUCCUUCCACUGAGCAAUGCUUUGCCCCUUGCCGGUAUUUCGUUUCCGGGUGUGACUCCUAUGAUCUCCGGUGUUCUUUUGACGAAUCCAUUGGCAGCUUCAGUUCAGCAACACACUGCUGCUGCUGCCCAAAAUUCAAGUCAACCGAAGAUCCAAGAUGAAUUAAUAAUUGCUCGAGAAAUUGUCAUAAAUGAUGCAGAGUCUUCUGUUCGUUACAAGUUGACAAAACGCCAGACACAAGAGGAGAUCCAGAAGUGCACUGGUGCUAUAGUUAUAACUAGGGGGAAGUAUCGACCGCCUAAUGCACCGCUUGAUGGAGAGAAGCCGCUUUAUCUUCACAUCUCUGCAGGAGCUCAUAUAAAAGAGACAGCAGAACGGAUUCUAGCUGUUGAUCGUGCUGCUGCGAUGAUUGAAGAAAUGCUGAGACAGGGACAAAAUUCACAUGCAAUUUCUUCUGCUUCACCUUCAGCUUUGGCUAAUGGACUGAAGGCGCUGAGCACAUGUGUGUUUUUGGGCUUUGAUGCUGACCCAUCAUUGAACAUUGUUGCUCGUAUACGUGGACCAAAUGACCAGUAUAUAAAUCACAUUAUGAAUGAAACAGGAGCAACAGUUAUACUGAGAGGACAUGGUUCUGGAAACAAUGAAUGCUCGAACGGAGAAGAUGGACAGCAGCCCCUGCAUAUUUUUUUGUCUAGUAACAAUGCAAAAAGUCUUGAAGAUGCUAAGUGUUUGGCUGAAAAUCUUUUGGAUACAAUCAGUGUGGAGUGCGGUGCUUUGAGGGUUUCAUCAUGUAAGGUUUAUAGUGCUGUUCCACCUCCACAGCAGGUAUAUGGUGCUGUUCCACCUACCCAGCAGGUAUAUAGUGCGGUUCCACCACCCCAGCAGGUUUAUAGUGGCCCCUCAUUGUUAAAUCAGAUUCCUACUGCCAUUUCACCCCUGCAACAAGUUUAUAGCGCCGUUCCACCUCCACAGCAGUUGUUGACUGGAGUUCAGAGGUCUGGAAUUGAGCUAGAGGCUAGUACAGGCCUAACCACUAGUUCGAUGUCAUCAACUGUGGUCUCGACACCAGUUCCUCCAGCUUCCUUGGUUGGAGUGCCUGGGGUCACCAGUGCCCUCACAUCAGGGACUACACCACAAUCUGCAGGAUAUUUAAGCUCUGGACUUCCAGCAAACAUGAUUAAUUAUACUCCCCCUUCAGUAUCAGGUGGGACUAGCUAUAUUGGAUAUGGUGGAAUAUAUCCUCAAGCCACCCCUUUGCAACAAGUUGCCCUUGCCCUAAGACACUCGCCUCCUGUUGCUUCAACAGUUGCUCCCACAACAUCAGCAUCAAACAAAGAAUCCAAGUCAACCACAAGCUCUCGUCUUGAAAAGGAGAAACGGACGCCUCAGAAGCGGAAGUUUCAAGAAUUACCAGUUGGUUUGAAGGGCACAAAAAAACUCAAUCAGGUAUUUUCUCUGACCUUCCAUGAAGCUAGUUGGCUGACACUGAACCUGUUUGUUGGGCCGUUGGUUUGUAUGUUUGGCAGGGCUUUCAGUUUUGGAGAAGUUAAGAGGGUGCUUGUGGCUGCACAGCAUUUUCCCUUGCCAAUCCAAGAUGUUAUUUUGAUUGUUUUUUUCUUCAUUGGUAAAAUUGUUGCCAAAGAUGUUGGCAUAUAUGGACUGCCAAUAUCCUGAAGAAAAUGGUUUACCAGUACCAAAUUGAUACAGUCUCUUGUAGUGAAAAAGACAAUUAGAGAUAGGAGAGAAUAUAAGAGUAGAGAAUGAGAUAUCAUCGUAAGGUAUAAUAAGAAAAGGAAUAAGAUUAAAAAUGUGAGUGAAAGUACGUGAAGCUCUUUCAUUCUCUUGGUUAUCCAUUGAAUAGACACUCUUAAAUAUCAAAUUUUUAGAAAACCCUGGCAUUGUGGACCUUAUCCUAAAGGAGGUUAUAAGAUACCAUCUCACUUAAACUUCUUGCCUUUGUCUUAGGCCAAUGUGAAAUCUUGGUAGACGUAGUCCUGUGCCCCUUGAAAUGAUUCAUAAAAAAAAACUCAGUUUUGUGUGCAAUCAAUAAACCUAUCACUUACCAAAAACUCAGUUCUUGUUUACUACCAAUAAACCCAUCGCUAACCAAAAAAUUCGGUUUUGUGUGCAAGACUUGUUAAUCUUGAUAUUUGACAUCAAUGCUACAUUUGGUACUGGUGCUCAAACCCAUCAGGAAAAUUCGAGCUGCUGUUGUACUGUUAUCUUGCCAAUCACACUAUCUAUUGGAAGCAUGGGUUACCACUACAAAUUCCUCUGCACCUUCCAUUUUAUUUAUGUUAAAUCAUCCGUUUACACAACCGGCAGUCUACAAAUUUUCUGUACUUUUCUGCUGUUAUCAUUAAUGUGACACUAGGUCAUGUUUUGAAUGGUACUCUACUAUCAAGUCAUUGCUUGUUCAUCCUACCUUAUAUUGUUUUACCUUGUUUUCUGCAUUUGCUUUUCUCUGCAGUUGAGAAUCUUGAUUGACUUGUAGUUUUUUGUGUUGGAACAAUUAGUAAAAUAUCUGAUUCAGAAGUUGUGUUUGGAUUUUUGUUUUCUCCCACUCUAACUCAAUUGCAGGGAUUGGAACAUCUAAAACCUAAUGAACAAUCUGAUGAUCUGGUUGUGAGGAAUGUAUCGAAUAUGCCUGCUCCUAAGAGGUUGAUGCUGCCAUUAUCCAAUGGGAUGCCACCACCUCCACCAAUAACC
Messenger RNA from Gastrolobium bilobum, 3116 nucleotides. RefSeq names its product protein RIK. The coding region runs from base 267 to 2081 and encodes 604 amino acids. The record is from RefSeq and is a predicted model, not a curated record. The transcript is spliced from 11 exons. Lineage: Eukaryota; Viridiplantae; Streptophyta; Magnoliopsida; Fabales; Fabaceae. Gene Ontology annotation, molecular function: RNA binding. Gene Ontology annotation, cellular component: nucleus.